Molecule: messenger RNA, 594 nt
Organism: Arachis duranensis
Lineage: Eukaryota; Viridiplantae; Streptophyta; Magnoliopsida; Fabales; Fabaceae
Exons: 2
Coding region: 1-594 (197 amino acids)
Cellular component (GO): cytoplasm
Molecular function (GO): aldehyde-lyase activity
Source: RefSeq, a predicted model, not a curated record
AUGACGACAGUGGUGUCUUCGACGGCGAGCUCGACAGCGACCAGGCGCGACAGAGCUGGCAGUGUCCUCUCCUCCAUCGCGUUUUCCACAGCGGUAGCUCUCUCCCUCGCACAGUACCCUCCAAAUGGAGUUCGUGGAGUGGCAACGCCGAUUGUAAGGGCGUCAAGGUUUGGUAUUGAUGAAAGCUACGCAAAGAAGUACGAGAAAGAUUUGUUGAUUCUGUGCCAGGUAGAGACUGCAGAGGGAGUGGAUAACGUAGAAGGGAUUGCAGCCGUUGAUGGGGUUGAUGGCAUUAUGGUUGGACCGUUGGAUCUGAGUGCAAGUGUUGGGUGCAUGCACGAUCCCAGAAAUGAAAAGGUGAAAGAGAUGAUGAGGAAGAUUGAGAGCACCGUCUUAGGAAUGAAGAGGAAAGAGGGCGGUGGGCCCUACUUGGCUGGCUUCGCUAUGCCAUUCGACGGUCCGGAUCAGUUCAGGAGCCGCGGCUACAAAUUGAUUCGUGGGGUCACUGAUGUUGGCUUGUUCAAGAACGCAUGUGUUGGUGACGUCAGCAAGUUCAACAUGAACACCAACAAGAUCAACGGCCAGUACUACUAG